Pelodiscus sinensis (Chinese soft-shelled turtle) is the source of this 3694-nucleotide messenger RNA. NCBI's taxonomy places the organism in Eukaryota, Metazoa, Chordata, Testudines, Trionychidae. The record is from RefSeq and is a predicted model, not a curated record.
GGGGGCGGAAGCUGAAAAGGCAGGGAUGGAAUGGAGAUGAGCAGGGGGGCAGAGCCAGCCAGGUUGCUACUGCUGCCAGCUCCAGGCCUCCCCCUAAUUCUCCAGACCACACAAGACCCGCAUCUGUCAUAUGACUGGGGGAGCUUUGGAAACAAGCCCAAACAUCGGUGGAGUUGGGCCCACGUUGCUGAACAGCAGCGACACAUGGCCGCCCCCGGCCUACGCGGAUUUGACCUCCGUAAUUGUCACUAGUGAAACGUGCUGAGAUGUUGCAUCCAGUUCUGUCCCAGGGCGGAGGUUAAUUGCAGGCAUUGGGAGAAGAGCCACGCGAAUGAUUAGCGAGCAGAAGUAUGUGGGUGGUGAGCUCCAGGAGCUCGCUCUGUUUAUCUUAACACAGGCUGCGAAGGGGCUCUAGUUAGUCUGUGCCAUGCAAUAGCGCAGUCUCACAGGCAUGACUAUGUCCAAUGGCUGGAAGCGGGAGCUAGACAGUCAGCCUGGAGACAAGGUGUGACGUCUAACAGGGAGGCCGCUGAACACUGGAACAAUUUCCCCAGGGUUGCGGCGGGUUCUCCACCCAGGCAAUUUUCUAAUCCAGACUGAAUGGUUUCCUAACCGCUCUGCUCCAGGACUUGGGGUGAGGUGGAUCUCUGGCUGUGAUGCAAGAGUCUGACUAGAUGCUCACAACCCUGUCCGGCCUUGGAAUCUACACCUUUGUAAGGAAUGAAAGGGUGGCAUUCCGAAAAGCAGGCCUUGCCAAGCGCCCUUGGUUUCAUUCCGUCAGGUUACAACGGUGGUUGAGACGUUACUUAGCGAUCUAGGCUGCGGAAGGCGCUCAGUUAGUACCGCACUCCGUGCUGAUUUGCACAACGCGCCCUACGCAGUGUCUAGGAACACGUGUUACAUGGCUUCAGACUGGCGGCUGACAGGUCCCCAGUGAUCGACAGGGAGUCCUUGCUGGAUGGAAAUGUUUCCAGUGGGGUUCCACUUGGCAUGUCGACCCCUCUUCAAUUGGCCAGUUAAAUGUUACGUUUAACAGGUCGACCGAUUAAACGGGCAGGCAGUCUGCAGCAGCCCUUCCCCCACCCUGCUGCUGGAGCACCUCUACCAAGGUGCGCCUGGCCUGUUGUGGACGGGGGCCCCUGGCCCCUGCCUGUUCUCCCCUUCUCUGCUGCCUCUGAUACAGAGGAGGCAGCAGCACGGGAGGGUGGGGGAGUCUUGCUUGGGGCGUGGGAGUUAGCCGUUUGCACAUGUGCACUAAUGCAUGCCUAGGCCCCGGCGAUCACUUCCAUAGCAGCUUGUCCUAUGCUUGCUGGUAAUUCUGCAGGGGGCAGUAGUUAGGUUAUGGGAUCCAACCCCAUGUCCUGCCCCCAGUCCUGGGGCAUGCCUCGGUCCCGAGGGCUUAAAGCCCGGAGUAAGCCUACCACUGCUAGGGGGUGGUUCUGCUUCUGCAGAAGAGGGUAGUGCUGGUUUGGCAUUUAAACCCACUUGAAUGUCUUGAGUGCUCGGCCAGUUCACUUCCAGCCCUGCGCUUCCUUGUGGUUGGCACUGACCACUGGGGGAGUGUUCCAUGUGCAUGGCACAACAGCAUCUUCCUCUUGGGCAUGUGUGUGUCUGGCACGAGGGGUCCUGGAUGGGCUGGGUCCUGCAGGCUGUGGCAAUGCCCUUGGCCAGAAGGGAGACAGGAAGUGCUUGGUCCUUCUGCUUCCUCACAGUCUGGACCCAGUUCUUUGGGUGGGCCUGUCAGCCAGAGAGCAGCGAUCCUUACAGCCAGCCCAGAGAAGUGUGUCUCCCCCCCUCCCCCUCCAAAUCUCCUGCAAGAGCGAGCUGGUCUCAGUGAAGCCAUUGGCCAGGCAUGUGCUACCAGUCUCCCUCCUUCCUCAGCGAGGUGCUGGCUGCAGAGUCGGUGGCAUGUCUGAACAAAGCGCUGGGCCACCUUCGGGACAUCUGGGAGGAGAUUGGGAUCCCGGAGGAGCAGCGGCUGCAGCGCACAGAAGUGGUGAAGAAGCACAUCAAGGGGCUGCUGGACAUGAUGGUUGCGGAGGAGGAGAGCCUGAAGGAGCGUCUGCUGAAAAGCAUUGCCCUGUGUCGCAAGGAGCUGGACACGCUCUGCAAGGAGCUCCAGCUGGACCCCUUUGAGGUGGGCUGCAGGGCCUGUCCCUGGGAUUCCCUGCUGUCUGUCCAGCCCGGGGCUGUGCACAGGGCCCCCGCUUGCUGGCAAGCUGUGUCCCCAGGUCUGUCCCCUGAAAGCUCGUCAGCGAGCUGGGGGGAGCUCAGCCCUGGCCUGCCACAAAUGAUUCAGGACAUGGGCUUAACAGCCUGCAGCCGGGGCGAGCUGGGAGUACUGUUGGUGCGAAUUGCACGGCCUUUCCACUCAGCCAGUCAGUCGACAUGGCCGCCCUGGCCUCUAGCGCUGCGUGCUUUCCACCUGCAGGGCCGCAGGAGGGAGGAGUUCGUCAGCAUCAAGCGGCAGAUUAUCCUCUGCAUGGAGGAGCUGGAGCAUGUGCCUGACACCAGCUUUGAGCGGGAUGUGGUGUGUGAGGACGAGGACGCCUUCUGCCUGUCGCUGGAGAACAUAGCCGCGCUCAGGGCGCUGCUGCAGCAGCUGGAGGCCCGGAGAGCUGUAAAUGAGGCUGCCUGCGGCGGGGGGCGUGUCAGAGUGGUGGCGCUGUGGGGCAGGCUGCAGGGGGGGCUGGAGGAGCUGAAGCUGCAGAACAUGAAGAGGGUGAUGGCAGCGAUCCGCGCGGAGCUGGCCGCCUACUGGGACAUGUGCUUCUACGGCCCAGAGCAGCGCCGCGCCUUUGCCCCGUACUGCGAGGAGGACUGCACGGAGGCCCUGCUGCAGCUCCACGAGGCAGAGGUGGGGCGAGUGAAGCGUUACUACGAGAUGCACAAAGAGCUCUUCGAAGCUGUUCAGAAGUGGGAGGAAAACUGGAGGCUGUUCCUGGAGCUGGAGAGAAAAGCAACGGACCCGAGCCGCUUUGCUAACCGAGGAGGCAACCUCCUGAGGGAAGAGAAGCAGCGAGCCAAACUGCAGAAGACUCUCCCCAAGGUAGGGGCUGGGGUGGGAGGCGGGGCGUGGCAGGGAAAGCAGGCUGCGAGGCCACGGGGUCUGUCCAGCUGGCGGCUGCAGCGGCUGGAGAAAGAGAGGGAGAAGCAGGAGCGGGAACUGAAGAAGAGCCGCCAGAUCGAGGAGGAGAUGCUGUACGGCAGCGCCCCCAGAACGCCCAGCAAGCGCCGCGGCCUCGGCGCCAACACCCCCGGCAAAGUGAGGAAGGUAAAUGGGCCGCGCUCCCCAAGUGCCGGUAGCCGCUCGCCCUUCGGGGGGGCGCUCUUCCACUCCCCCGUGGCCCGGCCACCGCCCUCCGGAGGCAAGCCCGGCCAGCCUGCUCGGACCCCCGCCCGCGUGGCCAGGAAGCCCCUGCUCUCAGCACACGCAGAGCGGAAUAAGGAGAACGUGUCCCAGCUGAACGGAACCGCCCUGAGUGGUGGGUGCACCCCCGCAGCCCCCGCCCAGCGUACCUGCAGCAUUAACUCUGUUGCCAGCACCUAUUCUGAGUUUGCGCGCGAGCUUUCAAAGGCUUCCAGAUCUGACAGCAGCGUCCGGAUCCUCAACUCGACCAGCACCAACCUGCACUGCUGAGGUGACGGCGGCCACCCAGGCUCUGGCUCGCGGGAUGCGCUGCAGCCUGGCUGC